AAACCCGGCGCCCGGAAGCUUUUGCUUUCUUUGACGCAAGGGCUUGGGACGCAGCCGCCGUCGACCGAGCGCCCAGCAAGAAGCGACCCCAGACGAAGCCUUCGGAGUCCUGCCGCCUUCACCUCACCCGGUACCGGAGUCUCGGUCCUCCUCGCCGCUCUCCUGUGGCUAUGGAGUGUCCGCACCUCAGCUCCAGCGUCUGCAUCGCUCCGGACUCAGCCAAGUUCCCCAACGGCUCCCCGUCGUCCUGGUGCUGCAGCGUGUGCCGGUCCAACAAAAGCCCCUGGGUCUGUUUGACUUGUUCGAGUGUCCACUGUGGAAGGUAUGUGAAUGGCCAUGCAAAAAAACAUUAUGAAGAUGCACAAGUACCCUUAACCAACCAUAAGAAAUCUGAAAAACAAGAUAAAGCUCAGCAUACAGUGUGUAUGGAUUGUAGUAGCUACAGUACAUACUGUUAUCGCUGUGAUGAUUUUGUGGUUAAUGACACCAAGCUGGGACUGGUACAGAAAGUCAGAGAACACUUACAGAACUUGGAAAACUCAGCUUUCACAGCUGACAGGCAUAGGAAAAGAAAACUUUUGGAAAAUUCAUCACUUAACAGCAAGUUAUUAAAAGUAAAUGGAAGCACCACGGCCAUUUGUGCCACAGGCCUUCGGAAUUUGGGGAACACGUGUUUUAUGAAUGCCAUCCUUCAGUCACUCAGUAACAUUGAACAGUUUUGCUGUUAUUUCAAAGAACUGCCCGCCGUGGAGUUAAGGAAUGGGAAGACGGCAGGAAGGCGAACAUACCACACCAGGAGCCAAGGGGAUAACAACGUGUCUUUGGUGGAGGAGUUCAGAAAGACACUCUGCGCUCUAUGGCAAGGCAGCCAAGCUGCCUUUAGCCCAGAGUCCUUAUUUUACGUUGUUUGGAAGAUUAUGCCGAAUUUUAGGGGCUAUCAGCAGCAGGAUGCCCAUGAAUUCAUGCGCUACCUUUUGGACCACCUGCAUUUGGAGCUCCAGGGCGGUUUCAACGGUGUUUCCCGCUCAUCAAUUCUGCAGGAGAAUUCCACUCUGUCUGCAAGUAACAAAUGCUGCAUAAAUGGAGCAUCUACUGUUGUCACAGCUAUAUUCGGAGGCAUUCUCCAAAAUGAAGUUAACUGCCUCAUAUGUGGGACAGAAUCUAGAAAGUUUGAUCCAUUCCUAGAUCUUUCAUUAGAUAUUCCAAGUCAGUUCAGAAAUAAACGCUCUAAGAAUCAAGAAAAUGGACCAGUUUGUUCAUUAAGAGAUUGUCUUCGCAGUUUUACCGACUUAGAAGAACUUGAUGAGACAGAGUUAUAUAUGUGCCACAAAUGCAAAAAGAAGCAAAAGUCCACUAAAAAGUUUUGGAUUCAAAAAUUACCCAAGGUGCUAUGCUUACAUUUGAAAAGAUUUCAUUGGACUGCAUAUUUAAGAAACAAAGUUGACACAUAUGUAGAAUUUCCACUGAGAGGCCUAGACAUGAAAUGCUACUUACUGGAGCCUGAGAACAGCGGCCCCGAGAGCUGCCUGUACGACCUCGCCGCCGUGGUGGUGCACCACGGGUCCGGGGUUGGUUCUGGACAUUACACAGCAUAUGCAAGACAUGAAGGUCGCUGGUUCCAUUUCAACGACAGUACUGUAACACUGACCGAUGAAGACACCGUCGUGAAGGCAAAGGCCUACAUCCUCUUUUACGUGGAGCGUCAGGCCAAAGCGGGAUCGGAUAAACUUUAAUACCUCCUCAAAAUCAUUAUUUGUCAACUAUACCGGACAAACAUUUCCAAUUUUCCGUAAAUACUUGAUCCAAGAUUUAAUUUCAUUGUGCACUUUUCAAUUUCCUAUUUUGGGUUUAGUUUUAUUUUGUCAAUGGUAGUGACUUAUUGAACAUGGGCACCAACUAAUUUUUUUUUUUUUAGUUCUACCAGAAAACCUCAGCAGAUAUUUUGAUUUGCUGCUUUAGUUGUAAUAAUUCAGUUUUUGUAUGUAGUUCCAAGAACUUAGGUCUAUUUGACUUUUUUAUAUUAAUGUUUCAGUUCUCACUUUGAGGCACAUUUACAUCAAUGCUUUGUUACUCUCACAUGCUGAAAGCAAGAUACGUUCCUGAUUGUGAAGAACGGUGUGACUGCCUGCUGCCUUUUCACAGCUGUACUGGGGAUCAGGUUGACUCUGAAUCAAGACACGUGUGUGUGUGUGUGUGGGGAUCAGGUUGACUCUGAAUCAAGACGUGUGUGCGUGCGUGCGUGUGUGUGUGUGUGUGUGUAACAUGCCCCGCGAGAUUUCAGUGACUACUUGGUAAUCAUUCUUCUUGCUUGUCAAAGAUGACUGGGAGGGCAUCCUUCAGGAGACCAGAUAAGAACUGAUGCUCUUGGUAUCUCUCAAGACUGCUGUGUAUCAGCACUAACAAAAUAAAUUUGUUGGUUCAGUGGUAUCUGCGCUACAAAAUCAAAAAUUACUCUGUUGGCUUUUUGGUCUUAAGGUCUUUUUUUUUAAAUGUGUGUUUUCAUGAAGAAGGAGUACAGAAAGUCCAAAUAAGACCAAACACAUUUAGUGUUUAAAAAAUUUUGUGACUCAGCUACAUAGUAUAGUGUUACCCAGUGAGAUGCAACCACAUCUUGUUUGCUUUUUUGCAUCAGCACGGGAUUCCCUCAUUAGCUGUUAACACCGGGGAUAACGGCAUGUCCACUUCAGCCUUAUUCUUGUUUGGCCUUUUGGGGUUGAGAUGCUGACCUCCAGGGUUUAUUUUGACCAUAAUCUACUCUUCAGAUAACACUGUGGGGCCUGCUUCUAUGGAAGGAAGUGAGAGCCAAGUUUUUAAAAACUCAUUGGCCUGUCCUGAUAGGGCAAGUUGGAAAUAGGGCAAGUUGGAAAUAUUCUCACUUUGAAUAAGUAGUUUCUAUUUCUUAGUAAUGUGUUUUAAAAUUGUUUACAAGAAAACUAGGUAAAAGCACUAUUUAGAUUUAACUCAAGUUGAAAUUUGAAAUUAGAAUCCCAUAAUAUUAAAUCACAUACUUUUUCAGAGCAGACCACAAAUGCUAAAGACUUAGGAUUAUUUUUUGAAGAUCUGAUUGGCUUUCAUGAAUUGGGCAGCAUCCCAUCUAGCAAAUAGAAGGGAGCGCCCACCCACUAAACACUUUAACAUGACUAGGAGCAAAAUGAAAUCAUGUCUAAUCUUGUCCUAUCCAGUAUGGUGGUCACUAGCCACAAAUUUAAUUAAAAUUAAGUAAAUUUUAAGAACUCAGUUCUUCAGUCACACUAGCCACAUUUCAAGCACUCAACAGCCACAUGGCAGAGUAACUGAACAGAUCUAAAGCAUUUCCAUCAAUAGUUUUCUUGGACGGUGCUACUAUAAAUUUUCACUCCAGAGAAAAAAACCUUUGCUGUCGUGUUUAGGUCUUACAGCUAGUCUAGACUAGAAUUAAAAGGGGAACAUGUAUUUAAAAUAGCCCCCCCCCCCCAAAAAAAAGUGCUUCACAAUGUUAAAUUACAUUGUGUGAACCAUGUGAAAUUGUCAUAUUUGACCGCUUUUGAUCAACAAAAAUGACAGCCUCACUUAAUUUGACCCAAUAUAUUUGAUACGUUAACACCACUCCUGUGACCUUGCUUUGUGUCACCUGUGAAUCCAGGCUCUUUGCUGUGGAAGGUGCACAGCUGUAAUUUCUAGCAUUUGCACUGAGACCGUGAGUCUCUCUGAACAGGCAGCUGUUACGGCUUCAGCAAGAGAGCCUCGGGCAGCGCUGACGUUGGUGGAGAAAAGCUGUCUUUUUAUACCAGAUGGGAUUUAGUGACAGACUGGACUAUGGUAUUGGGAAAGUGGUCCUCAGACAGGCAACACUCUUGGUUUAAGAGAUCACACAUCUCCUCUUUGAAUUUUUGUAGUAUUUUUGUUGCUUGAUUUUACUUAAGCAGAAAUGUUUGAAUAUCAUGAAGGCUCUUUGGAAAAGUGAUUUGAUCUAUUUGAAUUGUGCACUUGAACACAUGAUGUAAAUGUGCCUAAUUGUAUUUUAAAAAUUUGUGUAGCCUUAUCACACCUGUUGUAAAAGCUGAUCUUUUGUGCUCUUCAGGGCUUUUCCCUUGUGCCAUGCUUUCUCCGGCACAUGAGUAGCUUCUCACUCAGAGCGCCUGUGCUGAGGCAGGGCCUCACGCCGGGUCACGUGGCUCCUAGGACAAGGAAACUUUCUCAGAAGUCCUCCCACACGGGUGGGUGAUAGAAACAGUUUGUGGCAACACAAAUCUCUCUCCAUGGUGGAGAAACCUUUGCUUAUCCACUGUAUUCUACUCAGUGUCUAGUGAUGACAAAUGUAAUAGAAUUAAACCAGUAAAGUAUACUGGCCCUGGUUGAAUGUUAAAUGUGUAUCUCACCUGUGGAACCUACUCAGCAGCUUGGUUUCUGGGGUUGGGGACAUAUUUAUUUCUUAAAGCCAAACCUCUCCUUCACUGGUUUAGUGUACAUAAGUCUACUUAGAUAUACCGACCCCACUUCAACCUCCACCAUCCCCCAAACUCCCUCACGUGUCCUUGGUUGUAGAAGGGGCCUCUUCCCUCGGGCCCUGGAAGAGCUCAGGAGCAAGGUCUGUUCCCGCAGCCAGGGCCUGUCCCAGGGACCUGGGUGCAGCCACAGGACCCCGGCCGCAGCCCAGGAGGAGGUGGGCAGGUGGGGGCGUCGUGCUGUGGUCCAGGGUCUCUGCGUUCCCUCACAGGGUGCAGCACCUUCCCCCUCAGGUCUGAGUGCACCGGACUCCGGACUGCCCUCCGCAAGUGUUGGUUGUGUUGUGAUGUAAUCAUUUGCCAUCAAAACCUAGCUGUGUGAUGAUGAAAGGAUUGUGCAAGUGACCGAUUUCAUUUAAGUUGUAAUCACAUCCCUUUUCUGUCUCACCAACCUGAACUGUUUUACGGGAAGUAUCAUUAAAA
Pteronotus mesoamericanus is the source of this 4907-nucleotide messenger RNA. It is a transcript of the gene USP3, whose product is annotated as ubiquitin specific peptidase 3. Gene Ontology annotation, cellular component: nucleus; cytoplasm. The transcript has 15 exons. Gene Ontology annotation, molecular function: zinc ion binding; cysteine-type deubiquitinase activity. Gene Ontology annotation, biological process: protein deubiquitination. The record is from RefSeq and is a predicted model, not a curated record. Lineage: Eukaryota; Metazoa; Chordata; Mammalia; Chiroptera; Mormoopidae. The coding region runs from base 171 to 1733 and encodes 520 amino acids.